Molecule: messenger RNA, 3652 nt
Organism: Melanaphis sacchari
Lineage: Eukaryota; Metazoa; Arthropoda; Insecta; Hemiptera; Aphididae
Gene: Syn2
Product: gamma-2-syntrophin
Exons: 11
Coding region: 823-2310 (495 amino acids)
Cellular component (GO): intracellular anatomical structure; dystrophin-associated glycoprotein complex
Molecular function (GO): protein binding; structural molecule activity
Source: RefSeq, a predicted model, not a curated record
UUUAACUAUAGUUUUUUUUUUAUAGGUUUUUAAACAAUUUAUUUUGUACGCGAUAAUAAUAUCAAAAUAUAUACUUCUACUGUAUUAUAGGCAGGAAGUGUACACACAAACGACAUCAUGACGAUUACUGAGGACAGGUAGGCAAUAAUGUUAUGUUUGUUGUCAUCGUUUACAGACGCGGCGGAACACUGCAGCAGCCGGUACGGAUCGGCCGCGCGCGCGAUCGACUACGGUUACCAAGUGUGCCGUUCACGCGGUUUUCUCGGCGCUGCGGUUAAUUAUUUCCCGUCGGCCGUUCAUCCGCACUGAUCCUGUUAAAAUCAACAGACGAAGUCGGCGCGUGAGGGGAAAUCGAAAACUUUUCACGCGUCACCGACGGGCACGUCGCGCUUGCCGCCGCGUAUCAGGUAACGUUCGCGGCGUCACACCGCGGAAAAGCGCGCUCGUCUGCCGGUCUUCACGGCGCAUGCCGGGCAGCGGCGGCGGCGGCGGCAGUCGGUCGCCCACGGACACGCUAUAAACUUAUUCGAUUAUCGACCGACGGAGCCGCCGCGACCGCCACAGCAGUCGCGCCGCACUAUACCAGCGUACCGCCGCCGCCGCCGCCAGUAGUAACGCCGUCUCCGGUCGGAACGCUCAACGUUUGGCCGGCGCGCGCUCGUUCGGUCGUGGUGUGUGUGCGUCGCGUGCGAUCUCCUCCGGCGUUAGGCGCGUGUGAUGACCGUCGUCGCGGUACCGCGGUGGUGGUGAGCUGCAGGGAUAUCCGGUCGGGAAAACCGUCGAAAAUCAGUCUGUUGCGGUUGUGCUCAACUCGGAGAAAUUAUGCGGCUGAAUUUAAACAGUACCCAAGAAUCGGAUAUAAAAGAGGAGUGCCUGGAUGGAGUUAAAGCAAAGACAGGAUUAGUGCGAGUGAACGAUUCUAAUAGAGGUUCAUUAACUGUACGGCUGGUGUUAACGCUAGAAUGUCUGAAACUCCAGAAACAAGAAGUUGUCGACAACCAUCAGUCGUCGUCGUCUUCAUCGUCCGAGGAUACCAUCGACAACUAUCAACCUAGUCCAAACUAUUAUUUGAGAUAUGUGACCGUGACAAGAAAAAACGGUAGCCUUGGAAUAAGCGUCAAAGGUGGUCAAGAGAACAAUUUACCGAUAUUGAUAUCGAGAAUUCCCGAAGGAGGAGCCGCUUACCACACCAAAAGGUUAUUUGUAGGAGAUGCUAUUAUAAAAGUGAACGAUCAGUUGAUCACAAACGCUUGCCACGACGCGGCAUUACACAUUUUGCGGAAUUCUGGAAAUCAUGUUACAUUAUUAGUCAAGCACUACAAAGCUGCAGCGCCUUUUUUAUUAGGAGCUAGAGGGAAGAACAACAACAAUAACGGAGAAAGUGACACAGAAGAUGGACCGUGGGUGGAUUAUCUUAUAAUACCACUGAUGAUGGGUUAUGUAACCAGAUACGUGCAGGGUACGGACAAACUGCGGCGAAACGGUUUCGAAGUGCACGGAAUGAACGAUCAGAAUUCUACAAUCAUACAUUGCGAUAAUGUCAAAAGUUUGUCCGAAUGGGUUAAACUUAUUUCAGAGAACAUUUCAAAUCUCUCAGAAAUACAAAUUAAGCUGUACAAUUUAAAUUUUGGUAUCAACGAGAAAAUUGAGUACAUGGGAUGGGUAAACGAGGGGGUGCUAAACAAUAAUCAUCCUUGGCAAAGUUACUGCGCAAGAUUCAUGAUAAUCAGAGGUCGUGACGUAUUGCUUUUCGACACACCACCGAUGUCUAUUACGGAAUGGCUAGACUGUGGUGUCGUGUACAAACUGUACGAGUCCAUGUUGAGACUAGUGAAGGAUGCGGAAAACGUGGACCAGAGACAAAAUUGUUUUUUACUACAGACAUCCAACGGCGUGUCCCGGUACUUUUCAAUGGAAACAAAACAGGGUUUACUGGACGUACAGUGUGCGUGGCAUAGGUCGAUAUGCACGUCAAUGAUGCACAUCAAAAGCAGAACGUUUUACGUGUUGUUUGGUAACAACCAACAGCCAUCGAACUUGAUAUUGGACUGGGACAACGGAUUCACAUUAUACGACAACUGGACAAAUUCAAAUGUUUGGACGUACAAGUUUUCUGAGCUUCGUGGCUCCUCGGACGAUCAUAUUUCCCGGCUAAAACUUCACUUCAACGAUAAUGGCUGUAUUGAAACAAAGGAAUUGGUCUGUCAAGAACUGCAGAGCUUGCUGUUCUGCGUGCAUGCGUUCCUGACCGCCAAAGUGGUGUCCGUAGAUCCUUCGUACUUGAACACCGAAGGGAUUCAACAGCUGUAAGACGCGUUGCUGGCAACUGCACUUUACCUAUAAUGUUGUGUGUAGCAUCAUAGUAUUGUAUAAUUUAUAAUACUGAAUGUAUAAAUCAAUAUGUUGCCGAUUUGCGCACGAUCUGUAAACAAUAUAUUAUAGACUCAGCUAUAGACCGCGAUUGUGCAUAUUAUUAGUAUAAUAUUUUACUAUUAUUAUGGUUGUUUAUAAAUAUUCAAUAAUAUUAUAAUAAUGUACCUAUUUUAGGAAACGUCGUAUAAUUUUUUUACGUGUUAGCGUUUCAGGCCGUCACCGCGUGCUAUAAUAAUUACCGUAUAAACGAUUUGUAUUAUAUAAAAUACCACCUCCCUUCAAUAGACUUAAUAUUCUGUAUUACUUGACUUUUAUUAUGGCAAUAUUGUCCAUUGUAUAGGGAUACCUAUCACUGCUACAGUACUACGAUAAAGUUCUGCAUUUAUCUAUACAUAGAGUUUGCGCUUACGUCGCGAAAUCGGGGCGAGGUUGGAGAGAUUGUUAUUAUUUUUGAUAUCCUGAAAUUUGAAUGUUCCGCCUUGUGGUGUACUGCCUAAGGGUUUCGACAUGUCUUGAGUUAAAAUUCUAAGGAGAAAACUACAGCUCUCACCAAACAACAUUAACUUAAAAUAAUCCAUAGAAGUUCAUCCCUUACAGAUGAUUACACAUUUUAUAUCUUGGGAAAAUCGAAGAAUGUAUUGUGUUUAUAACAAUGUGGCUUUUUUUUAUACACAAUACACAUAUAUAAUAUAUGCGACAAAGUCCUAAACCAAGUAAGCCAAUCAUAGAAAUGAUCUACCCAAAACUUUAUAUACACUCACCAGUUUUUGACACUAAUUAUUAAUACGAAAAUAAUUUACUUUGAAUAUAUCCAAAUGUAAUAAAAACAAAAAAAACUAUUUUGUUAUCAAGCUCCCCCCCAAACGCCCCACCUCUAGUUGCGACACCGCGACUAAGCCUUAUUAUCGUUGAGAGUAUUUCAUACAAUACUUAAUUAAUAUUAAUAACACAUUGAUCUUGUAGAGGCUGCAAUAAACAAUUAACACAGGGUAGAUUAUACGAAGAUAUUUCAAUUGGGGUGAAUAUAAUAAUUCUGUACAUCUUUCGUAGAAUAAUGAUAAUUUAUUAUAUUAUUAGAUACUUAUUUCCACAAUAGUGCGCAAAAAUGUUAGAAAAAUAAAUUUUUAAUGACAUGAUAUGUAUCUCUAUAUAACUAUAAUAUACUAUGUAUAUUUUUAUUAAACAAUAAUUCGAGUUGUGGUUGUUAAUUAGUUUGUUGUGACUAAUGUGUAAUUGUUUUUAUAAUUCAUUAUAUUUUAAAUAAUUCAACGUCUCAUUU